This is a messenger RNA of Microdochium trichocladiopsis, 1317 nucleotides long. RefSeq lists its product as uncharacterized. The coding region runs from base 168 to 923 and encodes 251 amino acids. Lineage: Eukaryota; Fungi; Ascomycota; Sordariomycetes; Xylariales; Microdochiaceae. The record is from RefSeq and is a predicted model, not a curated record. The transcript has a single exon.
GCGCCGUUAGAUGUCUCGUAAUUUGCACGCGAACCUCCGAACCCGCCGGGUUUCGGGCCCUGUAAUGCGAAAUCCUGCGUCGAAGGCCUGUCCUUGUCUCCGGUUUGGGUCUUGGGGGUUUGAGGCUCGGCACAUUACUGAUCCACGUCGUGUGUGGACUUGUGACGAUGCUCACCCGCGGGUGUCGUAAAGCACUCAACCCACGCCUGCACGCACGGCAGAUGCGGCGCCAAGUUCACAUGCAAUCAUACAUGGAACCGAGCAGGAUGCAAAAAAAGGAAUUGUGUGGGAACAAAGCUGGCUGUGCCCCACUUGAGCAACGAGGUCGACAAUCUCCACAGAAGAAGCAAGAGAAGGAAAAAGCGGAUUAUGUGCUCACCGUCCUGUACCCGUACCCACGAGAGCCCACAAGAAUAGCCGCUGGGUCACCAACACAUCAUUGCUGCCCCAAGUUGUCCUGCACGAUCGGGUGGGGGCGGUUGGUCGCACUCUGUCGUCAUCUUUUGUCGUGGUUGGCUCUCAAUGCUGAGCUGCCUCGACUCGUUGCCGCAGACUGUGGUUCCUUCUUGGAUAUCGAAUGGACAAUUCGGUCUUGUCGUCUCGGACAGCGUACCCCGAGUACCAGAACGGGCAGACUCGUGUGUAGGAACCAGUCAUCGUCCCAGCUUUCCCAGCAUGUCGGUUGGUGUUGCCAUGCCCACAGCACGAUCACCUGCGUCAAGGCCCAACUCGGGACGCUAAUGUUCCCAGCCAGCAGGAUGCAUGCAUGCACGGCAUGCCCUGCCCUGUCCUGCCCGCUAGCAGAGAAUGACUCACUGACUGACCUCUGCUCGCUGAUGCUCCCACAGAACCUGGUCUGGUUGGAUGUAGGGCUGUGCCUGCUCAUCAACCCCUGGUCGCCAUGGGGUGAACGAAUCAAGUAAGCAGGAGCGUCAUGACGUGAGCCCAAAGAGGAUUUUCUUGUGCGCCCGUGAACACGAUGAGCCCGCACAGGGAUCAUGGCCUGCUCGAGGAUCCAACGUCUCUGGCGUCGAAAUGAGCCACACGUUUGUCAUCUGGCGGUCUGGUAGACCAGGUUGUGGGACCCAGCCAUGGGAUUCGUCCAUGGUUGAAGACACAACGAAAAGCUCUGGCAGUCGACCAAUCAGUGUCCAGUUCCUGCAGACUGUCAGAAAGGAAAUACGGAUGCCUGGCUGAGAGCAAUACUCCGCCGUGCCUGGUCUCGAACACAAUGUGCGCCCAUGACACACUCUCCCGAGAUUUGACAAGCCACCGCCACGUCGUUAGCACGGCAGUUGUCGUGCGACACCGCUUGGC